This is a messenger RNA of Leptopilina heterotoma, 2384 nucleotides long. It is a transcript of the gene SamDC, whose product is annotated as S-adenosylmethionine decarboxylase proenzyme. The record is from RefSeq and is a predicted model, not a curated record. Gene Ontology annotation, molecular function: adenosylmethionine decarboxylase activity. NCBI's taxonomy places the organism in Eukaryota, Metazoa, Arthropoda, Insecta, Hymenoptera, Figitidae. Gene Ontology annotation, cellular component: cytosol. Gene Ontology annotation, biological process: spermidine biosynthetic process; spermine biosynthetic process. The coding region runs from base 434 to 1468 and encodes 344 amino acids. The transcript is spliced from 7 exons.
GAGAUUUAAAUAAUUGUUACUUAUAUAUGUAGCAUAGUAUAAAGCGUUAUUGGAGACGUCUGAGCUUUGUUGAAGAGUUGCGCAUGUGUAGUUUUAUAUCUGUGAUUGGCGAUGGAGACGCUGUACUGAUGCGCCACGCGCUAGUCAUUUGCGUUAUUACAGCUAUCGUUGAGUAGACGUGGUUGAAAUUUUUGCUAGUAUUCGUGUGUGACAACAUGCUUAAAGGAAAACGACAGCAAUUCUACUUCAAGCAGUCAGUGUGAAUUUUUCCUCGGUUCUCAUUUUCGUUUUCUGACAUACCAUUAUCUUUUCACGAUCAAUAUAAAAUAGAUGAAAAAUGAAAAGCACAAUACAGUAUUAGAAUUUUUUUUUCGUAUUUCAUAUAAUUUAACAUUUUAAGCUAUUUUAGACUUAUCGUGUAUUCAGUUGUCAAAUGAUGGCGGCUACUAAUAAAAACAAUAGUGAAAAUACACAGUUUUUUGAAGGUGCAGAGAAACUCUUAGAAAUUUGGUUUAUUAGCAGUGAUGUUAAAAGCAAACAGCGAGAUCUAAGACAAAUUCCCCGAAAUAAAUGGGAAUCCCUAUUGAAGUCCGUGCGAUGCGAAAUUAUUAGUUUUUGUCGAAAUGAACAAAUUGAUGCAUAUGUCUUAAGUGAAAGCAGUAUGUUUAUUUCGAAAAGACGAAUCAUUUUAAAAACUUGCGGUACAACAACACCAUUACAAUGCUUGGAGCCAUUAUUAACUCUUGUUCAGUGUGUUGCCGGGUUUGACAAAGUGGAGAAUAUAUAUUACUCUCAUAAAAAUUACAAAAGGCCAGAACUUCAAGCUUCACCACAUCAAGCUUUUGAGGAGGAGGUGUCCUUGUUAGACACAUUUUUUCCUGAUGGAGAAGCUUAUUGCUUGGGAUCUACUGAUGCAGAUUGUUGGUAUUUAUAUACACUUAGCGAAGGAAAGGCAUUGAUAAGUGAUGAAGAACCUGACCAGACAUUGGAAAUUCUUAUGACCCAACUAGAUGCAGAAGUGAUGUCAAUAUUCACACGUAUUGAGUGUUCAUCCGCAUCUGAAGCAACUCAAAAAUCUGGAAUUUGUAAAUUAAUACCACACAUGACUUUUGAUGACUUUUUGUUUGAACCAUGUGGAUACUCCAUGAAUGGAAUAACACAAUCUGGCAGCUAUAUGACGAUUCACAUAACACCUGAACCGGAAUUUUCAUAUGUAUCUUUUGAAUGUGAUGUACCUGAAGUUUCAUACAAGGAAAUAAUCAAUAGAGUCCUGAAGACGUUUAAACCAAGGAAGUUUAUGGUUACAAUUUUUGCGAAUAAAGAAUCAGUAUCCGCUAAUUGUCCUCGAGAAUUAGAACAAUUAGAUUACAUUGAGGAGAGUAGGAGUUGGUUGCGUGAAGAUGUACAAUAUUGUCAAUUUAAAAAUUAUGAUCUGACAUACGCAUUUUAUUCUAAAUUCCCAAGCUGAGGGUACAUUGACACCUCGCCGUCUUCUUGCUGGUCAAGAAAAAGCGAGUGUGCGAUAUCUUCAACACGACUAACAUCUUGCCAAUUGGCAUUUUCAAAAUUUACAGAAAAUUUUUCGUUCAUGGUCAUGCAAUUUGUAAAGGUAAAGGAAAUUUUAAAAAAAAUUUUAUAGGGACACUAAUCAUGUUUAAAAAUUGUUUUGGACUUAUUUUUGUUACACAUAUUAAUUUAUAACAGUUACCCAGUUGACACGUUCUAUAAUUGUUCUAUGAAAUAUGAAAAAAAUGUUCCAUAUCAAAUGUUACAAUAUUGAUAUAUAAUGAAUAUAUAACAGAAAAGUAACAGUGAUCUGUAACUUAGUUAUAAUAGUAUUACACAAUGGUGCUAUAACAGUGAAUUUUAACUAUUAUGUUAUAACUAUAAAGUAUCUGUUACAGAAUUAGAGUGUAAUAGAUGUUCUACAAUAUUUGUUCCUAAGUAGGUAUUAAACAAUGAGUUAGCAUUGCUACAAAGACAUUACAUAACAGUAUUAGCAAUUUAUUAAAAAUUAAAUUAAAUUUUUUUUAAAUGUUUAUGACAUAACACUUUCAUGUACUUAUCAUGGGAUUUAAGUGUGACUUAAGUUCUAGAUCAUUAAUUCCAAUCAAGAAGUAGAUUUGUGGUUUAAGGUGAUACAAGACUUUGCUACAACAAUGUCACAAACAUGAUAGCAUGAUAACUGAAAUCUUUAAUGUUAAAAUGUAAAAUGUGUUAUGUAACUGUUUUAUAUUGAAAGUAUAACCAAUUAUAUAGAAUAUUUGUUCUAAAUAUUAUACAGAACUUUAAUAUUAUACCAUGACAAUAUGAUUUAAAGAAAACUUGCAAUUAUAUGUAGCAGAUUACACUGCAGUGUAAAAAAAUUGAAAAUCCUAUUGAAA